Messenger RNA from Suillus subalutaceus, 962 nucleotides. RefSeq lists its product as uncharacterized. The record is from RefSeq and is a predicted model, not a curated record. Bases 41 to 691 code for a protein of 216 amino acids. Lineage: Eukaryota; Fungi; Basidiomycota; Agaricomycetes; Boletales; Suillaceae. The transcript is spliced from 3 exons.
GGCAUUGCAAAAUAGCCCAUCAGGGUACUUGCGUUGGUACAUGCCAGCGGGUGAGACGAUUGACCAUAGUCGUCAACGCAGCCCUCGUCGGAUGUUCCUCCACAGGCAAGUGGUUGACGCUCUGUGUUGUGCUCAUGCCAUGAGUCAGGCGGGCCAGGAGCUGGGAGAAGGCUAUCUAUCACCUCGUUCAAUAAUCCAUUACCCGCCUUCGUCGCGUAUAUCCGGUGGUGGAACAUUGAUGUCCACACACGCGUUUGACAGUAACCCCCGAUCAUUAUAUUUAGUCGGGGAAUCAGGGGAUUCUGCUGAGAACGUCCUGAGCGGAGGUGAAGGAGAAUUUCACACAGUCUUCGCUGAUCGUAAAGACUGCCUUUCUGUUACCCACCUGGCGAUUCAUGGAAAAGAUAAAAAAGUACCAGUUCACGCGUUCCUUCCGAACGAGGCUGUCCUGCUUAACCUUAUCGAAGGGACGUGGAUCCCAGCACAUCGGUUCGCUCCCGCCAACACAGCACAGCCGGCAACGCCCAAGAUGAUCUCACAGGGAGGACAUUCCUCGGCCAUGUCAGACUUCACGUCGCCUCAUGAGCCAAUGUGCGAGCCGGUUUCGAUUCCUGAGUCUCCCGCCAUCCCAUGUCCUCCAAGGCAACAGCAAGGGUUCAUCUUUAUGGAUGGGUUGUCAUUGCGUGUGUAGAGUUCAUUAAGUGGACAAGAGGAAUGUUUCAAGGAGUGUUUGACCCUGCUGGUGGUUGAAGUAUACAGAGCCUAGAUCGAUGGAUUAGCCAUGUCCCUGACUGCACAAUUCAGCAUGCUCGCAAGUUCAUAUUGUUCUGCUUAGCAAAUAUGCUUGACCAGGAAGAGCAGAAUUUCGACUAGACGCACUGAUAAGAGAAACGCCAAAUGGGUGGCGGUCCAGGUAGGUAUUAUCGAGUCGGUUUUGCCAGGUCGUGUUCCGGGUAUCUAGC